This is a messenger RNA of Brassica rapa (field mustard), 9481 nucleotides long. Its product is annotated as FBD-associated F-box protein At4g10400. Gene Ontology annotation, molecular function: protein binding. NCBI's taxonomy places the organism in Eukaryota, Viridiplantae, Streptophyta, Magnoliopsida, Brassicales, Brassicaceae. The record is from RefSeq and is a predicted model, not a curated record.
ACCUUUUAAAUUUUAAAUAUUUAUCUAAACAAUAAUAGUUUUUUUAAUUAUUAUAAUUUGAUAUUUUAUUGUUAUAUGAAAUAUAUAAAAUAUAUAAAAAUUUUUAAAAUAAAUUUCCAAACAAUUUUUUGUUUCAAAAAGUUUGAUUUUCUUUCUAAACAUGUGAAGUAAAUUUAUUAUUUAAAAAAAAGUUUCAAAUACCAUAAUAGGAAGUGAUAUUUUGAUUUAUUGCUUUUUCACUAUAAAAUAAAAAUUAUUUGAACUCUACCAAAUCCUAUUUGAUAUAUUUUACUACCAAAUCCAUAUUUUUAGGUUAGUUUUGCAUUUGAUUCAAGUUCGGAUAUAGGUUUGCAUUUCAAAUCAAGUUUUGAGUCAUAUUUGGCAAAUUCUCCUCUAAUCAAUGAGAAUUGUAAAGGUUUAUUUAAUAGUAAUUUUUAUUUUUAAGAAUUUUGAUCAUAAAUAUGCUACUAAAAAGUUUAAUUAGCCAAGAAAAAUUUAAAAGUAGAAAUGAUGUUAAAAUAACAAAUUGAAAAAAUAUAAAUUUUAUAAAAUUACUGAAUAUUAACUGAAAAUAAUUAUAUGAUAGUAAUUUUAUAUUUCUUAAAUCCUAAACAAAAUAUAAUUUUUAAGGAUUAUGUAAUAGCAAUUUUCCUAUCCUAAACUCUUAAAAGGAAAACUUAAAAGAAAAAAUAUUUGUACUUUAUUUUUGACACAUAUCACUAUUUUAAUUAUUUUAUUGACACAUAUCGCGAUCAUGUUUAUUAACAACUUUGAAAAACCAAGCUUUAUAUAAUCUCUUAACUAAAAUAGAAUAUCUUUAUAUAAUCCUAGACAAAAUAUAAUUGUAAAUAUAGGUAAUAUUAAUUUCAUUUUCUAAAACAAAAAAAACAUUGUAAAGAAUAUUUGAUACUCUUUGUUUUCUUCUUAAAGUCCAAAGCAAAAGAGACUUGUAUCAUAUUUUUAAGUCCUAAAUUUUUAAGUCCUAAACAAAAAUAGAAUUGUAAAACUUAUCUGAUAAUAUUUUUAAGGGAGAAUUUAAUGAUGAACAUGAUACAAAAAUUAUUUAGUUAACCAAAGAAGUACAAAAAUAAUAUUGAUAUGAAUUGUAAAAAUAGUAAUUUUAAAAUUAUUUAAUAGUAACUAAAAAUAAAUAUUUUCUAGCAAUUUAAUGUUUCUGAAAUUCUAAACAUAAGAUAAUUGUAAAAGAUUAUAUGAUAGUAAUUUUCCUUUUCUAAAAUCUUUAAAUGGUAUUUGAUAUUUUUUAUUUUUCUCUGUAAAUAAAAAUGAGAUUUAUAAAAUAGAAUUUAAACAUCCUAACAAAAAAAUUAAAACUUAGUUAAUAGUAAUUUAAAAAAAAAAGAAUUCGAUGAAAAGCAUGAUGCUAAAACUAUUUAAUUAAAAAAAUAAAACAUUACGAUGUCGUCGUGAUUGAUAUUUAAAUGUGUUUCUUCAUACGAAAGUCAAUAUAUAUUUUCAUGUUUGGAAAUAGGAAGUAGAUUUUUAUUAUUGUCACCGUAAGUGAUCUUUAUAUGCAUUUUAUUAAAAACAAAUCAAAGUUCAUCGUCAUCUUAUUAUAUUUUUUGUUUCUAAUAUGUAGUAUUUUCUACUUCAUUUUUUAAUUAAAAUGUUAUUACAUAAAUAUGUCAAGAAAUAAUAAAUUAAUAAAAUUAUUAAUAUCAGAUAAGUUUAAUAUAACAUUAAAGUAGUAUAUAAAAAUGUAUAAUGUUUUCAUUGACUCGAUUGACCUUAUUUAAAUUUUUAUUUAUUUUUUUCAUUAUAAUUCUUACUUCAAAUUGGGUCCGGUUUAAAUUUUUAAACAUGAGUAUAUGCUCUAGCCCUAAGUACAAAAUUGAUAAUAAUUCAUAUAUGCACCAUAGUUAUAAAAUACAAAUGUUAACUAGAACUUAUGUGUGAUAAUGACUUUUAGUAAUAAUAAAAUAAGUCUCACAUAACAUAUGUAAAAACAAUCCUAAAACUACAAGAUACUCUUAUGCUUUUUAUUAAAUUAAAACAUCAAACAAAACUUGUUCCAACGCACAAGCUCAUAUCUAGUAUUUUAUUAGGACAUACUAUAUAUACAACCUACUUUUAACAGCCCUAGUCUUAAGGUUGAAGUUGCUUUACAACAAAUAAUCUCGAUAUUACUAAAGCAAGGCUUGUUUAGACUGGUUUCCCCGCUACCACCCGCAAACGCAGCUUUUGCGGUUGGUUUUUGCGGGUGGUAGCGGUUGAUAACGUUUCGAAACAAUUUUACAAACCGCUACGCUUCAAACUGUUCCGAACCUCUUAAAAUCAAAAGCUGGUUUCACUAGGUGAAAUAUUAAAUUUGUUUAAUAUGAAAUCCUUUUAAACAAGGAAAAAUAUUUUGAUUUAUAGAUGGAAUCAGAGUAACUUACAAAACAAGGGAUUCGAAAAGGGUUAGGCCUUUCUCUUACCUAAGAUGUUUUUAUUAGGGUUCUUGUUGCUGCAUCUUAUCUGGCUUCAUUCACAUAGGUUUUGUCUGGUUCAUAGGGAUGUUGUGUACAGGGUUAGGGUUAAGCCCUUCCUUGUGUAAUAUAAACCCAGUCCUGUUUUAACCCAACCCUAUUUUAACCCUACUUUUUGAUAAGGGUUAGGGUUGGACCAGGGUUAGCCCAUUUAAUUUUUUUACAAGUCAAUAAUUUUUUGCAUAUCAAAUUCAACUUAAAUUUAAAUGUUAAAAUUGCAAAUAAGAUCAUGUAAAUGCAAAAUGUGUCUUUUAUUCAUUUUUGUCUUUCACUGAAAUUAAAAACCAAAGUUAACAUUCAUUAAUGUAAAUGCAAAGUAUAACUCUUGGACCUCUUGGUCUUGGGCACAACUUUGUAGCUACUUUAACAAAUAGAACUUUACUCAAACUCUCAAGUCAGCCAACACUUCUUGUUCUCCAAGUCUCUUGAGUCUCUUCACACUCGUUGCUCUGCAACAAGGCAACAACAGAAUCAGUUUAUCACAGAAACCCACAACGUAACGAGUAUAUUAUUAAGCUGAUCUCAGAGUGGAAACUCGCUAGCUAAAGACACAACAUGGAAAAGACAAAAAUAUAUACUUAAACCAGACAGUAAGCUACAGUCUCAGACAGCAAGAUACAGCCUACAGUCUACCAAACAGCAAGCUAUAAUCUGAGACGAAACAAACAAAAAGUAAUCAUCCUAAUGUGAAUUGUCUAAUAUCACAAGAAAUUGAUCAGAGACGUUAAACACAUGAACAAUGAUUCAUACUAACCAAAAUCAGAUUUUUCUCAAAGCUACCAAUUUUAUUUUUGUUUUUGGCUUUAGAAAGCAAAAUACAUAAAACACUUAUAUCUCAAUUCUACAAACCCACAUACCCUAGAGAUCGAUUUCAGCAAACCCACAAACCCACAAACCUAGAGAUCGAUUUUAACAAACCCAGAAAGUGCUUGAAUCGUCACAGAUCGAGUAGUUUCAAUUUUGUCUCAUUACAAACCCAUAAGCAAAAGAUCUCACCAUAUUUUGCUAGCUAAGAACAAAGAACAUUCUUCAAAUGUACCUGCUUCUGCAGUACACUCAAAAACCAUAGAACAUAUCAUUAAAAAUCACAGUGGAACCAGUAGGGAUGUUAAAAUGGGCUUUUUCCAAUAGGGUUAGCCCUGCCCGCUUCUGAUUUCAUAACCCUAAACCCGUUAAUUUUUGUUUGGGUUAAAUUAGGGCCGUCUAAUUUUAGACGCGGAUUAACCCUAAACCCGUUAUUAAAAAAAAAAAAAAAGUAAACAAAGAUACAUCGUUUCUUCUCUCAACUUUCUCUCACCAUCUCAUCAUCGUCGUUUCUUCUCUGGACUCACGAUCUCAACCAGAGACGAGAUCCCAUUAACACCUCACCAUCUCAUCUCAUCUCAUCAUCGUCGUCACUCGUCAGUCGUCAACCAGAGUCCAGAGACGAGAUCCCAAUCGUCUCAUCUCAUCACGGUCACAGUCAGAUCAGCAAGCAGGUACAUUUGAAGAAUGUUCUUUGUUCUUAGCUAGCAGAAUAUGGUGAGAUCUUUUGCUUAUGGGUUUGUAAUGAGACAAAAUUGAAACUACUCGAUCUGUGACGAUUCAAGCACUUUCUGGGUUUGUUAAAAUCGAUCUCUAGGUUUGUGGGUUUGUGGGUUUGCUGAAAUCGAUCUCUAGGGUAUGUGGGUUUGUAGAAUUGAGAUAUAAGUGUUUUAUGUAUUUUGCUUUCUAAAGCCAAAAACAAAAAUAAAAUUGGUAGCUUUGAGAAAAAUCUGAUUUUGGUUAGUAUGAAUCAUUGUUCAUGUGUUUAACGUCUCUGAUCAAUUUCUUGUGAUAUUAGACAAUUCACAUUAGGAUGAUUACUUUUUGUUUGUUUCGUCUCAGAUUAUAGCUUGCUGUUUGGUAGACUGUAGGCUGUAUCUUGCUGUCUGAGACUGUAGCUUACUGUCUGGUUUAAGUAUAUAUUUUUGUCUUUUCCAUGUUGUGUCUUUAGCUAGCGAGUUUCCACUCUGAGAUCAGCUUAAUAAUAUACUCGUUACGUUGUGGGUUUCUGUGAUAAACUGAUUCUGUUGUUGCCUUGUUGCAGAGCAACGAGUGUGAAGAGACUCAAGAGACUUGGAGAACAAGAAGUGUUGGCUGACUUGAGAGUUUGAGUAAAGUUCUAUUUGUUAAAGUAGCUACAAAGUUGUGCCCAAGACCAAGAGGUCCAAGAGUUAUACUUUGCAUUUACAUUAAUGAAUGUUAACUUUGGUUUUUAAUUUCAGUGAAAGACAAAAAUGAAUAAAAGACACAUUUUGCAUUUACAUGAUCUUAUUUGCAAUUUUAACAUUUAAAUUUAAGUUGAAUUUGAUAUGCAAAAAAUUAUUGACUUGUAAAAAAAUUAAAUGGGCUAACCCUGGUCCAACCCUAACCCUUAUCAAAAAGUAGGGUUAAAAUAGGGUUGGGUUAAAACAGGGCUGGGUUUAUAUUACACAAGGAAGGGCUUAACCCUAACCCUGUACACAACAUCCCUAUUGACGAGUGACGACGAUGAUGAGAUGAGAUGAGAUGGUGAGGUGUUAAUGGGAUCUCGUCUCUGGUUGAGAUCGUGAGUCCAGAGAAGAAACGACGAUGAUGAGAUGGUGAGAGAAAGUUGAGAGAAGAAAUGACGUUUCUUUGUUUACUUUUUUUUUUUUUUUAAUAACGGGUUUAGGGUUAAUCCGCGUCUAAAAUUAGACGGCCCUAAUUUAACCCAAACAAAAAUUAACGGGUUUAGGGUUAUGAAAUCAGAAGCGGGCAGGGCUAACCCUAUUGGAAAAAGCCCAUUUUAACAUCCCUACUGGUUCCACUGUGAUUUUUAAUGAUAUGUUCUAUGGUUUUUGAGUGUACUGCAGAAGCAAUAUCAAUGACUUGCCUGUAUUUACUGGUGAAGAUAUUGUCACACAUUCCGACAAAAGAUGUCGUGGCUACAAGUCUACUGUUUAAACGAUGGGAGUUUCUAUGGACGUACAUGAAGAGACUGGAAUAUGAUCAAGAAUAUCAGUUUGGUAAGAGAAUUGGGUUUUCAAGAUUUGUAGACAAGUCUCUGCUUUCACAUCAGCAUCCUAUUCUCGAAAGCCUCCAUUUCAAAUUCAAGACAGGAUAGAGAGAUUGGAUUGUGGAUUCGAACUGCAGUUAGGCGUGGAAUACCCGAGCUUACACUCGAAUGUGGUGAUAUCUUGAUCCAACUACCAUUAAGGUUGCUUACAUGCAAAACACUUGUGAUCUUGGAUCUCAAAGGUUGGAUCGAUCUGAACAUUCCUGUGACUGCCUCUCUACCUUCACUUAUGACUCUUCACAUUGUCCUCCUGAGGAAAUCAAAUUAUGAACACUUUUCUAGGAUUUUAUCAAGUUUUUCUCUUCUUGUUGAUCUCAUGGUGGAACAAAGAACAAGUACUGCUAUAUCAACGCUUGAUAUUGCAGUACCUUCAUUGCAGAGAUUGUUCAUUAGAACAGUAACUAAAAAGGACAAUGGCUUAAGAUAUUCUCCACACGAAAAGUCUAUUCCAAAGGUUAUGAUAAAUGCUCCUUGUUUGAAGUACUUAAACAUUGAUGACCGGGGUAACGACUUUAAUGUCAUUAAGGACUUGACUCAAGUGGUAGAGGCAAUUCUAUAAACGCCAAACAAACAUCUACCAAAGUUUUCCUCAUGUAUCUAACCAGCUCGAUCAAGCGUCUUUUGUUAUAUUCACUGAGAUUGGAGGUUAUAAUACAUCACUCAAUUGGUCCUUUUUUUUUUUUUUUUUGAACACGAAUCACUCAAUUGGUCCUAGUUAUCGUUUAUUUAAACCAUUAGCACCUUAAAGCUUUUUCUCCCCUUUCAGGAUAUGGAUCCUAGUAUCUUCUGUAAGCUUGUAAACUUGGAGUUAUGCACAUCUACAUGUGGGUGGUUGAAGUUACUUGCUAACUCACGUCUCAAGCUUUUCAAUGUGAUGUAGAUUCCACAACUUUGAUUUAAAUUAUAUGUUCUUUUAGUUUUGGUUCUCAUUAUAAUAGAAUGUUUUUUUCACUCUGGUCUUAGAAGCAUUCUAACUCGUGGGUCCGUCCACUGGAUCGUUGGGACGUGCCGAGCUGUGUUCCGGAAUGUAUGAUGUCCAGUCUUUAGAGUGGAGAGGAUACUUAGAAAUAGAUAUCUCCUGAAGCAUUCGCUGUGUUUGAGGACGGUGAAAUUAACUCCUAACAAGAAAUGCAUCAGAUGGUCGAGGUCUUAGCUUUUGUAUUAAUAGGUUCAAAGACAUGCAAACUUGUGUUUGGUUAUGAAGUUACUGUGCUAUAUAAAGGACAUAUGAUGUUGCAUUUGCACUCAAUUUUCUUACAGGUAGAGUAAAGAAUUAUGGAGCUCAGAAAUGUUGAAAUAUCUUUUUACUGAUGAUGCUAUAAAUAUUUUAUAACACAGUUAGAGAUUCUUAUGUUCUCUAAAAUAUCUGAUUAUUUGAAUCGAGAGAGAUUUUCAUAUUAUUGGACAGUGUUUGAGAACUCGAAGUCUUGGACCGUACGUGUUUGAGUAAUUUCAGAAGUGUUUUACACCACCUUAGGGUGCAUGUACGGAGAGCUCUAGAUGUUAAGAUGAAGAAAGAAAAUGACAGGAGGAGAUAAACCCUGUCAAUCUAAGCAAAUAUUUCGGAUAAUGUAAUGAGACAAAGAAAAGCUUAUGUUUCUCACCUGGUCAGUGGCACAACGGAGACAAAGAUGUCACACUGGAGCAAAGAUUAAAUCAAAUUCUAAGGUUGAUCAUAAAUAGUGUGGAUGUUCGCCAUGACCAAAUUAGACCUAGAUUCCAAUUUUAAGUAUCUCACAAUCUUAAAGUUGAAACCUAUGCAUGACUUGGUCAAUGUUCGCAUUUGUCGGAACUUAUUUGCCAAGAUUCUCGUUUUUUUAUAUUUCGGAAAAAACAAAAAUAAUAAUUUUAUUAAAAUUAAAAAUAUGUGUUUUCUCGUUAAAAUCACGAAUAUUAAUAUAUGUGUAUAUAUAUAUAUGAUUAUAUAUAUAUGAGUGUGAUACUUAUGUAACUUAAAAUAUACCUACUUAAAUGUUAUAUUUAUUUAAGCCAUUUUAAAAAUAUAAUCAUAUGCUUCAUUCUUUCUCAAUAUGUUAUAUCAAGAUGCUAUUUAAAUUAACAUAAAUUAACAUAAAUUAACAUCUAGUUAUGUAAGAACUAAAAGUUAAUAGUAAAAUAAAAUAAUGUUAAAUGCAAUAUCUCUAAAUGCAACAUCUGAAUACAACGGUUGACGGUAAGACCAAAUAAUCUUUACAUGCAAUGUCUCUAGAUGCAACAUCUGAUUACAACGUUUAGCUAGAAAAACGACCAAGUUAAUUUAAUGUCUAGGAAAUCCUGAGUAGAUGAACCUAGUUCUACAUUCAUUUGAUGUCACAAAAGGUAAGGAAGACCAUUAGAAGAAUUCAAUCAAACUGAAUACAAACAAUUUGACCAAAAUAUUAAGUUGAUAACUACUGAACGACGUUAGUAAUCUCUUUAAGAGUCAUCAUUUAGAUUCUUUACAUUUAUGUAGCUGUGUGUAUAAAUAUGAUGAAACCAUAACUGAAAAGACUCAUCUCACACCUUUUGUUAAUUCAAGCAUUUGCAGCGUUUUGUUGAGUUUCUCCCCUUUUUUUGUGUUACUCCGUUUUUGUUUGUCAUUUUAUAACUUCUGGAGAGAAAUUUAAAAGAAAAACAUAUUUUUUGUUUACCUCUGAGAGACAUGGACAAGAUUAGUAGGUUUCCUGAUGAACUGCUAGUGAAGGUGUUGACAUUUCUUCCAACAAAAGAAGCUGUGUCCACUAGCAUUUUAUCGAAACGAUGGGAGCAUCUCUGGAAGUGGUUGCCAAAACUUGAGUAUGAUGAUCAACAUUACUCAGAGUCUGAACGAAAGAGGCUACGGUGUUUCAUUGUCAGAAGUUUGCCUCUACAUAAAGCCCAUGUUAUUGAAAGCUUGCGUCUCAAGUUAAGCAAUUAUUUUAAACCUCAAGUUAUCAAAUGGAUCGUUGCAACUGCGGUUUCUAGGAACGUACGUGAGCUGGAUAUCUCUUAUUCUUCUUAUCCGGAGAAGUUAAACACAUUGCCGAGUAACUUGUAUACCAGCAAGUCACUUGUGGUUUUGAAACUCAGUGAUUGGAUUCUCUUGGCUGUUCCUCCUAUGGUUUGUCUUCCAUCUCUGAAGACUUUGCAACUUCAACAAGUGGCUUACUUCAAUGAAGAAUCUCUUCAACGACUUUUAUCUAAUUGCCCUGCUCUUGAAGAACUAAAAGUGGACAUAUGGAAGGAUGACAAUACAAGGAAGUUCACUAUCGUUGUCCCAUCGUUGCAGCGUUUAUCACUCUUUAUACCCUUUGAUUAUGGUAUUGAUGGGCUUGUGAUAAAAACACCUUCUCUAAAGUAUUUCAAACUUCGGAUUCAUAGUAGUAUUAGUCACUACUGCUUGGUUGAGCAUAUGCCUAACUUGAUCGAGGCAUAUAUAGAUGUUGAGUUCCCUGAUAUCAAGAGUCUUAUUGAAUCAAUCACAUCUGUCAAGCGUCUUGAAAUAUGCUUAGAGGUUCUGUAUGAAGAAGGAAUUGUAUUCAGCCAGCUUGAGCAUUUGAAGCUAUGUCGAUGCAAAGACUGUACAUCGAAUCUACUUGUCAGGCUUCUCAAAGAUUCUCCUAACUUGCGAGUACUAGACCUUUAUGAAAUGAUCGAUCAUUACUAUUGUGGCAUUAUUCCGUGGAAUCCACCAAGUACUGUUCCUGCAUGCAUGUUGUCGAGUCUACAAAUUUUUAACUGGUCGGCAUACUCAGGAGUACCAGGAGAGAGAGAUCUCGCGAUUUACAUGUUGAAAAAUGCUAGUCACCUAAAGACUGCAACAAUCUUGUCUGAUGAAUGUGAUAUUCCGGAACUUGAGAUGUUAAAGGAGUUGGCAUUUUCUUCCAGAGCUUCAACUACAUGCGAAUUCAUGUUUGAUUGAGCAUACUUCUCGCACUCAUAUCUUCUUCUUUUUUAUAAACUUGCAUCUAAAAAGAAC